AUGUCGGAAUCUUCGAAAGAAGUAGUCGAAAUUCGCCCGGCAAGUACUGAAGAAGACUGGAAAGCUGUCAAAGCCAUUGCAGUUAGUGGUAUUACUGGACAGUCUAAGAACCUUUCUCAGCAAAUAUUUUGGCAUCCUAUUUACUUGGCCGCUUUUGGAUUCGUUUUCUUAGGAGUAUAUCGCAUGACCAAAAUGGCAGAGGGAAAUACAAUUUUGAGGACGGUCUUGUUAGGAGUCUUUGUGAGUGCUUUCUUUUUAACAAUUAUGGAAAUUCCCUGUCGAAAUCUAUUUUCUUCUAUUGCUGACGAAAUGACCGAAGAUACUGGUAAUUUGCGCGACGAAAAUCUUAAGCAUUUCUAUUUAGCCUACGUCAACAAAGAUCGAUUGAUUGGAAUUAUUGGUAUCCUUCCUCCGAAUGCAGUGGGUGCUUACAACAAUACUCCUACCAUUGUUCAUUGGAAUGUGAUCCCCAAGUUUUAUAAAUUUGCUUACGAUUUGCUCGACGUGGCCUUAAACAGUGCAAAAAAAAUGAAGCAAAACAAGGUUUCAGCUGAGUCAUUUACUACGGAUAAAUGGAUUUUACAAAGUCUCAAGUCCGACGGGUUUGAACCUGUUGUCGAUGAAGCAUUUGACUAUUUGUCUUUCUUUGGUUUGCGACAUGUCAUAUUGCAAACCAGCCUCAAAGAUCGACCUAAAGGUGAUAGAAAAUUGAGAAACUGA
This is a messenger RNA of Schizosaccharomyces osmophilus, 720 nucleotides long. RefSeq names its product ER resident protein acetylase Pho86 (gene pho86). The coding region runs from base 1 to 720 and encodes 239 amino acids. NCBI's taxonomy places the organism in Eukaryota, Fungi, Ascomycota, Schizosaccharomycetes, Schizosaccharomycetales, Schizosaccharomycetaceae. The record is from RefSeq and is a predicted model, not a curated record. The transcript has a single exon.